AUUUCAAUGUUCCACUCGACCUUCACCUUUCAUGGUACGCACUUGAAAUACACAUCAGUCUGUAAAGCAAGAUUUUAACAUAUUGAUUUAUAAUAUUACGUGCAUACUUAAUUUUUGAAUUUUUACCCAUUUUCACAAUUAACUUUUAACUACAUACAUUAAUAUGUCUCCAACUUCCAUAACGAAUCAAGAUAAAGAAACAAUACUUUAUACAAUUCCCAACCUCCCCAUGAAGAAGAGGAAGAGAAUGCGAACGGAAUCAGGAGACCCGUUGAUGCAGAAAUACAGCAAUGCAUGUCCACCUGGAGAAUUGGUCACGAAGGUGAAACGCAUGACUCGAGCUGAGUUGGAAGACUUCGUAAUGGCGAAAAUUGUGCAAAUUUUACUCUAUGAGACUGAAGAGGGCAAGUUCAAGAGGAAAAUAAUGGAACUUGAAAAUCAUAAGGAAAUGCUCAAAAGUAGAGUUGAUACGCUCAACAAGCAGAUUAUCGAAAAUGGGAGAAGCGAUCAGUCUCCUCCUGCAAAAAUCAGAGGCUGUCCAAUCCAUGCAAAACUUGUCCAGACCAAUCAAACUCUGCAGAAAUGUGGGCCUACAAAUCGACAUGUCUAAUACCUGGAAUAAUUGUAAACCAUCCCCUCCGGCUGAACAUAAAACUCAAUUAACACAGACCGAUAAAUUAUCAGUAUCCGACAUGCAUACCCAAACCGAUGCAAUGGAUUCUAGCCGAUCUGAGAGCGAGGACGCCUUGCGAAUAUCGCAAAUGGUGCCUGCCGAUAAGGUUGGAUCACAUGACUUGAUAGACAAUUUAACUCAUAACGCCUCAACUAAAACUAAACCUUCCAUUCGGAAGGGUACCGUAAAACGAAGCUUGGAGCAGAAAAGUGUAUCAGAGUUUAGGAAUACACUCACUAAUUGCUCUAUUGAACCUCUCCAUAAAAUGAGACCAUCGUUCCAAACCAAACCUGAAAAUCUAAGUCCAUGCAAGACAAUCGUCCCCGAUAAGAUUGCUUACAAAUUGACAUCAUCCUCAAAAAUCACUGGAAUUUCAUCAUCUCAAAAGAAACCACCACUUCAGCCGACCUUAUCACUGGGGUCAAACGAUUCCGGGGAAAUAAUUUUAUCUUGGGAAACUGCACAAUCACGUGACCAAGCUAAGAUAGCAUUUUAUGAAAUUUACUUCUUGGCCAUGUCCCCCAUGGGGAAGCCGGAGUGGAGGAUAAUUUCAAAAAUCAAGGCAAACACUAACUUCGGACUGACAACUUGCACGUUAACAACGUUCGAGAGGGGAAAACGAUACGUUUUUGUAGUUUGUCAGAUCGAUGUUGAUGGACGGGCUGGACCAUUUUCUGAACCUCGAAGCAUCAUGAUUUCAAAAUUCUAAUUUUUUGUUCAUCUAGUGUUUCGUAUUUUAUUUUAUCUUAAGAAACUUCCUAAGAAUUGCAGGAAUCGAAGAAAUCAACUUUUUGAAUAAACUUUACAAAUAUUUUUAUAAUCAAUCAUUCUUUCGAGUAUUACAUGUAAAAUUAUCAGAAGUAACUUUACCCUGUUCAUUUAUUGUUAUGAUCAUAUUAAUUAAGCAAAUAAAAUUCAUACCAAAAAUUUA
This is a messenger RNA of Folsomia candida, 1604 nucleotides long. RefSeq names its product activating transcription factor 7-interacting protein 1. The coding region runs from base 495 to 1382 and encodes 295 amino acids. Gene Ontology annotation, biological process: regulation of DNA-templated transcription. Gene Ontology annotation, molecular function: protein binding; transcription coregulator activity. The transcript is spliced from 6 exons. The record is from RefSeq and is a predicted model, not a curated record. Lineage: Eukaryota; Metazoa; Arthropoda; Collembola; Entomobryomorpha; Isotomidae. Gene Ontology annotation, cellular component: nucleus; transcription regulator complex.